Messenger RNA from Xylona heveae TC161, 507 nucleotides. Its product is annotated as ubiquitin-conjugating enzyme E2 15. The transcript is spliced from 3 exons. The record is from RefSeq and is a predicted model, not a curated record. Gene Ontology annotation, cellular component: cytosol; endoplasmic reticulum. Bases 1 to 507 code for a protein of 168 amino acids. NCBI's taxonomy places the organism in Eukaryota, Fungi, Ascomycota, Xylonomycetes, Xylonales, Xylonaceae.
AUGGCGGCUACCUCAGCAGCGGCUGGGCUUCUGGGCCGGCAACUCAAACAGAUGCACUCGGACAACGACAUUCCCGGAAUCAGCUGCGGCCUGGUCGAUAACAAUGUGUUUGAAUGGGAGGUCAUGUUGAUGAUUUCGGAUGAGUGCAAGUUCUACGGCGGUGGUUUCUUUCGCGCCCGCCUCUCUUUCCCCGCCGAAUACCCUAUUAUGCCACCGAAAAUGAAGUUUGAAACGCCCAUUUUUCACCCAAACAUCUACGAAAACGGCGAAGUGUGCAUUAGCAUCCUGCAUCCCCCAGAGGAAGAUAAAUUCGGCUAUGAAUCCGCCGCGGAACGCUGGUCACCCGUGCAGACGCCCGAAACGAUUCUGCUCAGCGUCAUCAGUAUGCUGAGUAGCCCCAAUGACGAGAGCCCUGCGAACCUCGAUGCCGCGCGGCUGUGGCGAGAAAACCCGGCCGAAUUCAAGAAGCGUGUGCGCAAGUGCGUCCGCGAUAGUCUGGAGAUGUAA